AUGGAUGAUCUUGAUGUGAGGGAACUAGAACCAAUUUCAUUGUUUAAUCAAAGUCCGCAAGCUCAAGAAUGUUGCACAUUUUAUUGCCAGUCCUGUGGUGAAGUCAUAAUAAACAACAGGAAGCUCCUAAGGGUACUCCCACUACCGAGUGAAAACUGGGGAGCUCUAGUUGGAGAGUGGUGCUGUCAUCCUGACCCCUUUGCUAAUAAGCCGCUUCAUCCACAAGAGAAUGACUGUUUCAUUGGAGACUCUUUCUUCUUGGUGAAAUUAAGAAACAAUUCAAGGCUUCCAGGACCUGAACUAGACCAAAUGGAGACACAUUCUCUUUCUUCUGAGAACCGUUAUGAAUUGAAACCAAAGGCAAAUACCAAAGUAAUUUGUAAGCGUUGCAAGGUAACACUGGGAGAAACCAUGUCAUCAGAAACCAUGAAGUUAUAUAUGACAGAGGUAAUUAUUCAGCCGUCUGAGAGAAAUUUUCCCAUUCUACCAAGGUCUCAGUUUGUCCAGAGUGUUAUUGCCCAGUGUCUGGUGGAACUCUCUUCUGCUAGAAGUACUUUUAGAUUCACUAUUCAAGGUCAUGAUGGGAAAACAUAUAUCUUGUUAUGGCUUCUAAACUCAGACAGUUUGGUGAUUCAAUCUUUGGGAAAUUCCAAAAGUAUCAAAAAAUUCCCCCUGUUGGAAGACGAUUUGAAGGACGAUUCCAGUUCUGUCUGGAAUGCCAUCAAGGUCUUAUACCAGCCAUGUAUCCAAAACAGGAAUGAAAAGCUUGCCAGUUCAUGGGAAAGUGACAUCAGUGUCCACUCUCUAACUCUGCCUGCCACAACCUGCUUGGAGCUGUUGUUGAUACUGUCGAGGAAUACCGCCAUGCUGCCACCAUCUCUUCGCUGUAUGAAUGCCUUUCAGAUUCCCUACCACAUGUACGGCUCUUCCCUGACUAUAUCUGCCUCUAGUGAUUAUGUUUAUGAUUGA
This is a messenger RNA of Chrysochloris asiatica (Cape golden mole), 969 nucleotides long. Its product is annotated as E3 ubiquitin-protein ligase E3D-like. Gene Ontology annotation, cellular component: cytosol; nucleus; ubiquitin ligase complex. Gene Ontology annotation, molecular function: ubiquitin conjugating enzyme binding; ubiquitin protein ligase activity; cyclin binding. Bases 1 to 969 code for a protein of 322 amino acids. NCBI's taxonomy places the organism in Eukaryota, Metazoa, Chordata, Mammalia, Afrosoricida, Chrysochloridae. The transcript is spliced from 9 exons. The record is from RefSeq and is a predicted model, not a curated record. Gene Ontology annotation, biological process: protein monoubiquitination; protein autoubiquitination; proteasome-mediated ubiquitin-dependent protein catabolic process.